Colletotrichum chrysophilum is the source of this 1260-nucleotide messenger RNA. RefSeq lists its product as uncharacterized. Bases 1 to 1260 code for a protein of 419 amino acids. Gene Ontology annotation, cellular component: RNA polymerase II transcription regulator complex. Lineage: Eukaryota; Fungi; Ascomycota; Sordariomycetes; Glomerellales; Glomerellaceae. Gene Ontology annotation, molecular function: transcription cis-regulatory region binding; DNA-binding transcription activator activity, RNA polymerase II-specific. The transcript has 3 exons. The record is from RefSeq and is a predicted model, not a curated record.
AUGAAGCGCACCACUGAGUCUGCCACCGCGGACCACGCAAAAGAAAAGGCGAAACUUCGACGGCAACAAGUCCGCAAGGCGCAGAUCCAGCACCGCACGCGCAAGGCAAACUACAUCAAGCAGCUCGAGCUCGACGUGUGCAAGUUCCGGGACAUGAUUGCCGCCGCAGAGAAGGAAGUGCUCGCGUACCGCCGGGACAACGAGGGCAUGAAGGGCGCGCUGAGGGCCCGGGGCCUGAGGGUGCCCGAGGAGCUGAAGGGCAAGGAGAAGGACGUCCUCGUCGGCGCGGUCAGGAUCGCCGCCGCGGAGGAGACGCCCGUGGAGGAGCCGUCGUACGAGGAGGUGAUGCAGCAGCCGGUGGAGGUUCAUCCGUGCCAGCCGCAGCAUUCCCACGUCCCCGCGCCGCCGCCGCAACAACAACAACAACAGUUCCAGCAGGAGCAGACGGAUACGCAGGUGUUCAGCGCGGAAGAGCAGCAGAUGUUGCCGGAGGACGUGUCGAUGGCGCAGCCGUUGGAUUAUGACCCGUAUCCGCCUGCCGACCUCUUCGGGGACGUCAACAUGGGCGACAUCACUGUCACGAUGAGCAAGGACGCUACUCUUGGCACGCCGUGCUUCCAGAUCAGCUCUUCGUCCACUAGCAGUCUCUCAACACCGGUGCGGCCUGCUACGCCGGAUCAGCUGUCUCCUGAGCAGGAGAUUAUCGCCAUUAACCUCAUCCUUGCGAUGGAACACAUCUGCUGGGACCACUUCCACCCGCGCCAGUACCCGCGCCACGCCGACGCAACCAAGGCAGCGUCCGGCCACACGAUGAUGGCCUCGACGAUGUGCAUGUCAAGCGCGCCGGAGCGCGUGUACCGCUCCAUCCGCCGGCGUGAGGUCGAGACGCAGCACACAUGGCAUGCCUCGGGCGCCGGCAGUUCGCUGACGUUGCGGUCGCUGCUGUCGCUGGCCAAGACGCUGAACCCGGGCGACAUUGAGCUGACGCCGGUGCAGGCGUGGUUCGAGCUCGCGGCGCGGUACGGCGCGCAGGCGCUGAUGCAGGAGCCCGUCAUCGAGGCGCUCAAGAGGGAAUUCUGCGGUGUGGUGGACUGCAUCCACUUCGGAGCUAUCAUCGAGCGGGAUGCCUUUGAGAGCGUUGUGGCGAGAGUCAUGGCUGAGGUUGGGGUGCCUGAGCUGCCGUGGGAGGGGAUGGAUGUCGAUGUUGGUGGCGCCGGCGGGCCGGGGAUGGUUGUUGGAGUUCCGCAGAUUGCUGCUUAA